AUGAGGGCUGAGAAGAGGAUGGAGAAAGAGAAGCUCGCCAACAUCAGGGCGGCGGGCCUCGCGGAGAAGCAGAACGCCGAAAGGCGUUGCGCACCAGGGGCCGGCUCGACAUCAUUCGGGGNNNAAGGGUUGGUGAUUAACGUCGUCCGGCCUACACGUCGCGAUGCCUGUGUCUUGGCGCUCAUGCAGGAAAAAGUGCUGGGUGCGAUCGUGGACGCGAAAGCUGGAAUGAGGGCUGAGAAGAAGAUUGAGAAAGAGAAGCUCGCCAACAUCAGGGUGGCGGGCCUCGCGGAGAAGCAGAACGCCGAAAGGCGUUGCGCACCAGGGGCCGGCUCGACAUCAUUCGGGGCGGCCCACGCCAGCGACGAACGCGCGCGUGCCAAAGUUCUUCAACGCGAGCUCUCAACGGCGGGUAGCCAGCGGGCAAGCGAGGGGGGAGGGGCUGCAAGGAAGUUGCCCCCGCUCGGCGCGGACAUCCANAGCGGGCAAGCGAGGGGGGAGGGGCUGCACGGAAGAGCGACGACGGAGCAGGUGGACCUCGUCCUCACCAAGGGAUUUACUCAAGAACAACUUCCUUUGGAGACCGCGGUCUGUAUCCUCGAGCAGGCGGUCGGUAACAGGCUGCGAGCCCCAUGGGGAAACCUAUCGCUGCAGGAUUUCAGCGUUGUUAAGAGAGCGGGCUUCGAAAUCAGUGGUUUUGACGCGUAUAUGGUGAAGUAG
This is a messenger RNA of Ectocarpus sp. CCAP 1310/34, 720 nucleotides long. The record is from the annotation of a GenBank genome assembly. Lineage: Eukaryota; Phaeophyceae; Ectocarpales; Ectocarpaceae.